Molecule: messenger RNA, 2862 nt
Organism: Acipenser ruthenus (sterlet)
Lineage: Eukaryota; Metazoa; Chordata; Actinopteri; Acipenseriformes; Acipenseridae
Product: telomerase RNA component interacting RNase-like
Exons: 3
Coding region: 415-876 (153 amino acids)
Molecular function (GO): 5'-3' exonuclease activity; 3'-5' exonuclease activity
Source: RefSeq, a predicted model, not a curated record
UCCGUUAGAUCCGAAAUGGCGUCGGAUUCCAACUCCAUUCUGAAAACCUGAGCUGAAAAAAAACACACAAAAACCUUCCGAGUCGCCGUGCUUAAUAUAAGUGACUUGCUUAUUACAAAGAUGGCCGACGACGAGAGAAACUUCUAAAAAAACAAAACGAAGCUGAUUCUGAACUGAAAUUUAAACACGAGGCAGCGUUUCUUAUCGCCGAACAACGCGUCCCAUUAUCCUUGCAAUUGUCUUUUUUUUUUCACUGUUUACUACUGGACAAGAUAUAUACAAUUGCGAGCCGUUUAAAAACAUUACGUUUUAAAUUUAAAAAAAAACGCGACUCCUUAAAACGAUAGACGACUGAGCUGAACAAAAAAAAAUACUUGUAGAAUUUAAUUAAUAAUAAUAAUAAUAAUAAUAAUAAUGGACCGAACUAGUCGUAGGAGCAGCGAGUCCAGCAGCAGCCCCGCCGCGGCGAGAGGGGUCCCGCCGGCCGCCAACGUGUUUGCAAACGACGGGAGCUUCAUGGAGCUCUUCAAGAAGAAAAUGGAAGCAGAGAAGCGACAGAAGGAGAGAGGCGAGGAGAAGGACGAAGAAGAAGAGGAGGAGGAGGAGGAAAGAGGACAGGCCGUCAAGAGGGCGACGGGUGAAGAGCCGGCACAGCCUCCGCCAAAGACUGGCGGGAGAGUGACGAGCAUUGUGGGCAAGCGGAGAGGAGGCACCAAGCUGGCCCUGAAGACUGGGAUGGUGGCAAAGAAGAAAAAGCUGGAAUCGGAGGUCGAUGCAGAUAAAGGAGACGCGUGGCACAUGUACAUGGCUGAGGUUAAAAAGUACAAAGCACACCAGUGUGGCGACGACGACAAGACCAGGCCGCUAGUGAAGUGAGACGCCCGCCCGCCCGCCCGCCAGACAGGAGCAGCUCUUCCACAUCACAGUGACUCGACCACAACCCACCCCCCCACCGGCUGUGGAGCGGCUUCAUCUGUGCGCUCUUUCUCUCCACCCCCCCAGAAACCAAACUGCUGUCAAAAUAAUACCUGUCAAGAUGCUUUAACCCUGCUCCGGAUCGGGGGGGGCGGGGGGGGCGGGGGGGCGUCUGUGUUUUUUUUUGUUUUUGUUGAGGAUUUUAUCGUCUGCAUAUCGUGGGACUCUUUGGAAGUGCGGGGGCUGUUAUUUCAGUGCUGGGGAGGGGUUACUCAUGAUUGUAGUCUGCAGUGCUGUGGAGUGCAGUUGAACUCUCAGGUUGUGAUGUCAUCGACGCGUGGAGAGAUGUUCGACUCCCCCUCACUUCGUUUUUGGAGACGCGAGGGGUUCAGAUGUACGGCCUUGAGUCUUGGAACCAGGAUGUUUGGAUUUCAAUAUCUCAGCUUCUUAAGAGGCAUGCUUUUUUUUUUUUUGCUUUUUAAAUUAAUUAUUAUUAUUAUUAUUUCUUAACAAAUCUCCCAACUGCUUUAAAAAAAAAAGGAUUUGGAAAAUUGAACACAUUUGCUUCCUAAUCUUAAAAGAAAAAGGUCUAACUGACAAGCAUACUGUUUCGUAGCUGUGAAGUAAAUAUGGUUAAGUGUGCAUGUAGUUAGAAACUCACACUAGCCCUGCUGCUGCUGCUGCUGCACCCAUUAAUAUUGAAAUGAUCAGGAGCCAGGAGUUUGAGCAGGGUUACAAACUCACACUAGCCCUGCUGCUGCUGCUGCACCCAGUCCUGGGGUUCAGAGCUCCCCUCAAUGAAGUCUAGUAUUAUUAUUAAUAUUGAAAUGAUCAAGAGCCAGGAGUUUGAGCAGGGUUACAAACUCACACUAGCCCUGCUGCUGCUGCACCCAGUCCUGGGGUUCAGAGCGCCCCUCUAUUGAGUAUACUAGGGACGCGAUCCUGAGCCAGGCGCUUGUGCAAUCAGAUCCCUGUUUUCAAUAAUGUGUUCCUCCCUUCUAUAGCUGCGUGAACUUCACUGGUGGAAUCAUCCAGCCUCGGGUGAGACCUCUCCAGGCGGUGGAGGCGACAGCAAUCACUUCACAGCGUGUGUACUGCACGGUAACUCCGUCAGUCGCUGUGUGGACAAUCGGCCCUCGUUCUCUCCUGUCUGUGUAAACGUUUACAAUCCACAGCUGUGCUGUCAUGGCAGGGACAGCCUCUGGAACUCCACGGAGAGUUCAUGCAGACUGUUUUUCGGAUUUCGAAAAAUUACAGUGUUUUUUUUUGGUGUAGCGCAGAAACGCCUGCUUGCUUUGUCUCGAAGGUUUCAAAAUCAGUUUUUAGUAUCGUCUUUCCUUUAAUUUGCAGCUGUUUUUAGUUCAGUUUUUUUUCCAUGUUGGUCCGCCCCUAUUAAGAUUCCCCCUGCAUGGUUAAGUUUAUAGUUCCUUUUUUCUUUUAUUCCUUAAUUGUAAUUGUGCCAAAAGCUUCCUUACUGAGGCUCGCAGAAGAGAAAUGCAGUCUUUACACACUCGCGUAUCACGUGUUAGAAAUCCAUAAGCUGUUCCGGGACACGCCUCUGCUGGUUUUCAGAGUGGGAUCGCCUCGAUACAUGUACUGCGUUAAAAUGUCUUUUGAGGGUUUCCCCCGUUUUUUAUAUGUAGCAGAGUCGCUGCUUCACAGCUCCAGCGAAACAUGAAACAAACGAGCUCCUAUUGGAAGCGACUCUGCAGCAGCAGCAGCAGCAGGUGGUGGUGAUGAUGAUGAUGAUGCAGAGUUCACCCCCCUAGUCUGUAUAUAGUUUCAGUUUCACGUACUGUAAGUUGCUUAAUCGUUUUAUUUUUUAUUAACGGUUUCUGUUUCAAAGUGGAUUCAACAGUGUGUUGAAAUGUCUGAUCUUGGGCACGUGUCGCUCCUUGAUCUCCUGGGACCGGUCUGAGCAGAAUAAACAAAUGCUGUUGGUUUGUU